AUGUGGUCCCACGACGAGUGGACCAAGCUCGGCUGGAAGCAGAACCAGGACGGCUCGUGGGUCAACGGCUCACGCACUUGGCGCCCGCCGUCGACAACGGCUGCGCGUUCGUGGACGUGCAAGGUCUGCAACUCCACCAACUGGUCGCCCAAGACGAAGUGCUCCGUCUGCAACGUCAAGAAGUCCUUCCAGCCCCAGCCGGGCCAGCCCUCGCUGACCAACGCCGCUCCGCCCCCUCAGCAGGGAGUGGCGGCACAGCUCUCCGCGGUCGCCAGCAAGCUCCUGCAGGCGGCCCCAACUACGGCACCUCCGAGCACGGCAGCGCCAACAGCGCCACCUUCCGCAUCCGGCGACCUGACCAAGGCCCAGCGGCAGGCCCAGAUCAAGCAGCUCGAGGCGGCGCUCAUCCCCCUACAGGGGGUCGAGCACCAGGAGCUCCGCUCCAGCAUCGUCAAGCAGGUGGCCGAGCACAAGCAAGCGCUGAUCUCGGACAAGCCCCUGGGCCAACGCAGGGACACCUGCAAUGACGCCCUCGAGCGCGCCAAGAAGCGCACCCUCCAGGCGAGGGAGGCACUGGCCCUAGCGGAGCAAACAGCACAAGCGGCGGAGGUCGAGGAGCAACGCCUGACCCAGGAGCUGACGGACCUGCAGCACGAGUUGGCCGAGGCCCCAGUGCCAGAGGAGGGACUGGACGCUCUACGAGCACAUCUCGCCGCCGCCUGCGACAAAGUCGCUUCUCUGCCCGGCGCCCCGGCCGACGCCGCCGAUCACGCCAAGUCCCUAAGCGCGGACCUGCUGUCCCGGUUCGAGAAGGCGUUCGAAGAGCAAGCAGAAGCGCCAACCGGCCCGCUCACCCGAUGGCAAGGGCACCGCAUGCGGCGUGAUGACACGGAGGUCUCCUUCCUCAACCUGGCGACCUUCAACGUCCAGACGCUCGACCCGAAGGAGCAGAGGCAACUGCGCCGCAUUGGCCAGCGCCUCGCUGCCCGCACGCAGCUGAUUGAGACGUACCUCCGCGACCGCGGAGUCCACGUCGCUGGCAUCCAGGAGGCCCGUCUCCCAGAUCAGGGCUGCCAGGAGCUCAACCACUACUACGCGUUCACCGCUGCCGCCAUCUCGGACGGCACCGGCGGCGUCCAGCUGUGGAUCCACAAGGACCUCCACGCGACCGCCAGCAAGGCCGCCACCAACGUCGUCAACCCACGCCUCCUCCGCACCGAGGCCUCUAUCGCAGGCUGCGCCGUUAUGGCGAUUUCUGCGCACGCACCUGUCUCAUCGGCCCCUACCCAGGACAAGCGCGACUUCUGGGAUGCCCUGCACAGGGAGCUCCGGCAGGCGCGGCACCGGACGUCCAUCAUCGUCUUCAUCGAUGGCAACGACGACGACGAGGUCCAUGGCGUGAGCUCCAACUACCAGUUCUCACAGGAGUGCCGCCUCGCCAACCAUCUCGCCGACGCGGCCGAGCUCCUCGGCAGCGAGGAACCCACGUGGUUCGGCAUACUGGGCCACGAAAAGCGGUGCGACCACAUCUGGCUCGGUCCUCGACGGCAGCAUCAUCUACGGAGCGCGCAGGUCUACGACGACAGCCUCAGCUUCACCGAGAGGGAGGACCACAAGGCACUGGGCGCGCAGCUCGCCCUCCCCGCACUCCUGGAGGAGCAUUCUCCUCCUUCGCUCAAGGUCAGCCCGGCCCGGCUCUGCGACGAGCAACUUCCCGACGCUCAUCGCCAAGCGGCGCUGGCGCCCAGAGACUUCGCACUUCAUCGCAACGCAGUGCGAGCCCUCACUCGCAUAGAUCGGCAACGCUGGGGCGAGGAGCUGGCUCUCCAGGCCGACGCGGCCGACCGGAGCGGCGACGCCAAGCAGCUGCACAACAUUACCAGACAGCUCAAGGUGCACAAGGGCCUCCGCAAGCACGCCAAAACAUUGGACGAACGCGGCGCUGCGCUCUUCGACCCCGAUGAGAUCCAGCGCAGAUGGGAGCGACAUUGGUCCUCCUUGUUUGCUUGCCAAACUAUGACAGCUUUGUCAGAGCCCCCCCCUGCCGGGGAUCCGUUACGGCGGCCGCCGCAGCAUUUGGAUCGUGACCGAGUGCGGCAUAACCUAGAUCGCAUUCACCCGAAGAAGGGCCUCGGCCCAGACGGCAUCAGCGCGUCCAUUUGGCGAGCCGGUGGAGAGGCCGCGCUGGACAUGGCGAUCCCGUUGUUCGAUAUUUCGUUCACUGCCGCCCAGGCCCCCAUCGCGAUGAAGGGAGGGAAGCUCUGGGGCAUCUGGAAGCAGAAGGGCGACCCUGCGUGUGGUUCCAUGCCGGGGAGGGAUGCCGCGCUUCUCACCACGGCCAUCCCAACGUUCAUCGAGCGUGCCCUCCACCAGCAGCGCGCCCUCCAUCAGCGGCGGUCUUGGGCGCUGCUCUUCUUGGAUUUGGCCAAGGCUUUCGAUUCCAUCAUCCGCGAGUACCUCUACGGCGUCGGCCGUGGCAAGCUCUCGGACCUGUCCGCGUACCUGCAGCGAGCUGGCACCCCCGCGCCUGUCGCGCAGGAGGCCCAGACAUACCUCGAGACGCACCCGCCUCUACUGGAGCAGGCGGGCAUGACGCCAGAGGAUGCCCGGCAGAUCGCCGACUGGCAUGCUGGCACCUGGUUCGCCAUCCGUGGGGCGGAGCAUGAUGUGGCCCUCGCUCGCCGCGGGGCCCGCCAAGGGUGUCGGUUGGGCGCGCUUUGCUUCAAUUUGGCCUACGAGCUUGCACUGGGCCGCGCGCGACAGCGGUUCCGGGAAGCCGGCAUCGCCCUCCAGCUUCGGACCCCGAAGCACGUUGCUUUCCCCUGGGCCACCGCCCUCGACUCCAGGGAGGACCUCCACGAGACCGCAAACACCGACGUCGACGGCGAGUGCUGGACCACCUGCAUGGCCACGGACAUUCUGGUCCACGAGUUCGCGCGCCUCGGUCUCACAAUAAAUUUCGGCCCAGGGAAGUCCGCCGCCAUGGCCAAGCUUUUCAGCAACGGCUCCAGGAAGCUCCACCAGAGCACACUAAUGGAGAACGGACGCGAGCAGUUCACCUCCCCGGGCGGCUUCACCCUGGAGAUCGUUCACCACUUCACCCGCCUGGGCACGAUCCACCAGGACGCUGGAGGCCACCAGGCCGACGGCCGACGCAAGGCGGCGAAGGCGCAGCAGGCCUUCGCGCCGCUGCCCGCCCCCAUCUUCGGCUCCAAGGCCAUUGCGGGGCCCGCCAGGAUCAAGCUCGGAUGGCUCCCGCUGGAGGCCCAGUACCACCGAGUGCUUCGCCGCAUUCACGGCUCCAUGCGCUUCGGGGCCCCCGGCGCGCCGACGGACCUCGAGGUGAGGGCCGCGCUGCAGGCCCCACCGCUCGCCUCAUUGGCGCGGGCGCAGCGUCUUGCAGGCCUCUGCUCGCAGUUGCAGGCGCCGCCGCUGGCGGUGCGCUGCAUUGCCGCCGUGCCCAAGCCCGCGUCUGCCACCCAUCUCCUGACGGGCCUCAGGCAUCUGGCAGCCGCAUAUCCGGCGGAAACGCAGGCCCUCGGAGACCCAUUUCAUUUCCCAGCCGCCUGGCGCGAGUUCAUCCUGUCGGAGCCCGCGAGAUGGAG
This is a messenger RNA of Prorocentrum cordatum, 3605 nucleotides long. The record is from the annotation of a GenBank genome assembly. NCBI's taxonomy places the organism in Eukaryota, Dinophyceae, Prorocentrales, Prorocentraceae.